Messenger RNA from Oreochromis niloticus (Nile tilapia), 2431 nucleotides. It is a transcript of the gene mto1, whose product is annotated as mitochondrial tRNA translation optimization 1. Gene Ontology annotation, cellular component: cytosol. Lineage: Eukaryota; Metazoa; Chordata; Actinopteri; Cichliformes; Cichlidae. The coding region runs from base 16 to 2343 and encodes 775 amino acids. The record is from RefSeq and is a predicted model, not a curated record. Gene Ontology annotation, biological process: tRNA methylation; tRNA wobble uridine modification. The transcript is spliced from 13 exons. Gene Ontology annotation, molecular function: flavin adenine dinucleotide binding.
CAAAAUGCUUUGUUGAUGCCAGAGGUCAGAGAAAGGCGGACUGUUUCCAGCUGGCAGGAAGGCACCAGUAACUCAAACAACUACUCGUUACAGUCAAGGUACACAGAAGAGCAUCUCUCAGUGGGUAUAACGUGGACCCUUAAAGCAGAUGGGCUGCAGCAGCACAAAACCACACCUGGCGUUACUUUAGUCAGGAACAGGAAACUGAGGUCAAGUUCACCAAAAUUAGGAGAUUGGAUAAAUGUUGGCUGGCCUGAUGAUGCGAUACUCAGAUGGUGUGCGUCUCACAUGUUGAGAAAGAAGCUUCCCUUCCUGCACAGUCUCCUCUCACCGGUUUCCAGACAUGUCGGUCACCUCGCAGGACAUCAGUAUGAUGUCAUCGUGGUGGGCGGGGGUCACGCAGGGACCGAGGCAGCGGCGGCAGCAGCCAGAGUUGGGGCUGAAACACUCCUCAUCACGCAGAAAAUUCACACCAUCGGUGCUCUGUCCUGUAACCCCUCUCUGGGAGGAGUAGGGAAGGGCCAGCUCGUGAAGGAGGUUGAUGCUCUGGAUGGGCUGUGUGGUCGGGCAGGGGACUGGGCUGGGAUUCAUUUUUCCAUCCUGAAUCGUAGAAAAGGGCCUGCCGUGUGGGGUCCGAGAGCCCAGCUGGACCGUCAGCGCUACCGAGACUUCAUUCAGUCCGAGCUGCUGUCCACUCCCAGGCUGACCGUGUUGGAGGGCUCAGUGGAGGAGCUGUUGGUAACAGAACCAAACCCAGAGGAGCCCGGGCACCACAGAGUCACCGGGAUACGUUUGGCUAAUGGCAGCCAUGCGAUCUCAGCCAGAUCAGUGGUUCUUACCACUGGUACGUUCCUGUCUGGCUCCCUCUUUGUGGGUCAAACUACCUCCCCCGGGGGUCGGAUUGGAGACGCUCCAUCGAGCCCUGGGCUGUCCCAUACGCUGAGGGAGAGGCUGGGGCUAAGGACAGGCAGACUGAGGACUGGUACCCCUCCCAGGAUUGUGAAGGACUCAGUAGACCUUUCUUUGGCUAAGCUUCACCUCCCCGACAGUCACCCGACUCCUUUCAGCUUCCUCAAUACCCACACCCACUGCAAGCCAGAAGAGCAGCUGCCUUGCUACCUCACCUUUACUACACCGGGUGUGGAGAGAGUGGUGAGGGAGAGUCUUCAACUAAACUGUCACAUACAGCAAGACACCAAAGGUCCCAGGUACUGCCCCUCCAUCGAGUCGCGAGUGCUGCGCUUUCCAGGCCGAAGCCACCAGGUGUGGCUGGAGCCCGAGGGCGUGACCUCUGACCUCCUGUACCCACAGGGUCUGUCCAUGACAAUGCCCCCUGACAUACAGCUACGCCUCAUCAGAGAAAUCCCUCCCAUGCGCAGAGCUGAGAUCCACACGCCAGGUUAUGGCGUGCAGUACGACUUUGUGUGUCCCACUCAGCUGAGCCCGGCGCUGCAGGUGAAGAGCACUCAAGGUCUGUUUCUGGCCGGUCAGAUCAAUGGCACCACGGGGUACGAGGAGGCUGCCGCACAGGGUUUGUGGGCGGGAGCAAACGCUGCCCGCUGGGCGCUCUCCAUGCCCACAGUGACGCUGUCUCGAACAGAGAGCUAUAUCGGAGUUCUCAUUGACGACCUGGUGAGUCGAGGCGUGACAGAGCCUUACCGCAUGUUCACCAGCCGGGCCGAGUUUCGAACUUCUCUAAGGCCGGACAACGCCGACCUCCGCCUGACCCCGAAGGGCUUUGAGGAGGUGGGAUGUGUGUCUUCCGUGCGCUACCAGGAGUCUUUAAGAGUGAGGAACAGCCUCCAGGAUGCACUGACAGCCCUUCAGGCUCUCUUUCUGUCUACCUCGAGCUGGAAGAAGAAGCUUCCCAGUGUUCCCAUCAGUGAGACCAAGAGCACCUUACUGACUGGCUUAGAUCUUCUUCAGUACAACGACGUGACCUUUGAAAUGCUGGCAUCUGCCUUCCCCGAGAGCCUUUCGUCUUAUAUGGAAUUUGCACAGAGACUUAAGAUAGAAGCUGUGUACAAGCCUCACUGCGACUUAAACAAGAAAGAGAUCGAGAGAAUUCAGAGGGAGGAGAACAUGUCCCUGCCGCAGGACAUUGACUAUUUCUCUCUGCCGGUGUCGCUUUCCGACGAAGUUCGAGAGAUCCUGGACAGAGUUCGACCGAGCACACUGGGCGCUGCUACUCGCUUGGAAGGUAUAACUCCUGCUGCAGUCGUCAAUCUCCUCAACUAUGUGCGCGUCACAGAGAAAAAGAAGGAAACGCACAGAAACCAGCGACACCAGGAGGCGCAGAGAGAUGAGGAGCUGUGUGCAAACAGUGCCUCUUUACCUCAGUGAUGCAGUCUAAAAAUGACUCAAACUGUCUUGUGAAAAUGUAUUUAUUUCUGAGAAAUAAUUGAAACAAUAAAUUAGGUAUUUUAGAAAA